CAAUCAGGCGCCAGGGGGCGGGGCUCAUCUGGGGGAGUCAUUCGGCGCGCCCUGAUUCUGCGGGCAAAGCCGGGGUGGCUACGAGUAGCUGGCUGGCGUCGUCGAGGAAGAGGCUGCUUGCUCGCCGCUCGACUUCGUGGCUGGCCACCGGGGCAGGCGGGGGUGCCGCUGUUUCUUUUCCCUCUUGGCCAAGAAGCUCUUCAGCUCUUCUCUUCCUCCCGCCCCCAAGUUGGACUCUGAGGUCCUUCCCAGCGCGUGCAGGUCCCAGGCAGGGACCAAAGUGUGGUCUGAAGACCCAUGAUGUAGCAACCUUGCUGAAGCUAAGCAGGUUUGGGUCUGACAAAAGAGGAGAGUGAACAUGUCCCUGGCUUCCUGGUUCCGGUGGAAUGAGCCCCCAAAUAGAAUUUCCCAGAGGAGCCCAACAGAAAUGGUGAUGGAAACCCUUAUGAUGGAACUUGGCUGGCAAAUCAAGGAAGCUGAGAAACAGCAGCGGGAGAGAGAGAAUGAGUACCGCAAGAUCAAGACGGGUGUGGACUAUGGCUGGCUAGUUAGCCAUCCAAAGCACAGCUAUGAUAUCAGUCCUGGGGAGCGUCUGCAGCUGGAGGACAUGUGCUCCAAAAUACAUCCUUCCUACUGUGGGCCUGUCAUUAUUAGAUUCCGACAACUCAUUGCUGAAUAUGAACCAGAGGCCCCAGAGGUGUCUCGGCUAUUCCGCUCUGUCCUGCACGAUGCCAUGGAGAAGAUGAAAGAGGAAGAAGAGGCAAAGAAGCUUGCAAGGCAGUGGAACACAAAGCACAAAACCAGCCUAUCCCUCACAACAUUCAAAUCCCGAGCCAGGAUUUUACCAUUUAGCAGUAAUAUCAAGACCAUUUCAGAAGAUGUUGAGAGAGAUACUGAUCUGACCAGGAGAGUAUGGAGCAUGCCUGAAUUCAGGAGUAACAAGGACUACUGACUUUAUUUAUAACAUCAUAUUUUAGAGAUGGAUCAUUUUAUUUAUUAUCGUGUGUGUGUGUGUGUGUGUGUGUGUGUGGUUUUUGUCUUUUAUCCAGUUGUCCUUGGUUCCUCCCCCCCCCCCUUUUUUGGCAAUUCACAUGAACACUUCUUGGGCUUCUUUGAAUCUACGGAUCUUUCUCCCCAAUUAUUAUUAUUCCUAUUUUCCUGUUGUUGUUGUUGUUGUUGUUGUUGUUACUGCACAUAAUGAACGACUCAGGCUCUUACAAAGGCAAAUUGCCUCCUUUGUGUGCUCUGGGCUAGAUGGAGCUCUGUAUAGCUCAACCUGGUGAUUUUGUGCUCUCCAUAAUCUGAAAGAAAAGCCCAGGAAGUGGUUCUGAGACUCAGCCCUGUGUCGGUUGAUCCUCCUUAAGGAAACCUCUCUUUGUGUCCAUAGUAACUGCAGCUGAUGGCGCAUCUGCUCCAGCCAGAAAUUGGCUAGGUAUCCAAAUAUGGUUGACCAGUGUCAAACGGAAAUUUAAUUUUAGCAACCAGUGGGAAAAUCCUUUAGUAUAUACCACACACAAAUGGAUGGCUUAAGCUUUCAGAAAGCCUCUGCUAGCACAGAGAAGAGUGUCCCUCUUUCAAAAUGGUCCCCAGCUGUGUGUUGUGCCCAUCAGUAUCAUGGGUUGGAGGGAAGGGGUGGCUACCCCAGUAUACACUGCCCACUCCUCCUAAAAUCCCAUUGGUCAGCUGAUGCAAAGGAACAUAUUUGUGCUUCUGUGGAGUAUGAGGUGAGAAUUCUCACUGGCUACCAGAAACAAUAGUUGGCUAUCCAUCCUAGCCUCAAUUUGGGUACCCCUGAAUUGUCAAAUUACAAUAUGGUUGAUGACUAUUCCAACAUGUUUGGGGGUUUUUCUUCUCAGUUGUUAUGACUGUAUGCACCCUGGCAUAGAAUUAGUUACUCGGGAAGAGACUUAGAAAUUGUCUCUAUUCAUGUGGGGGACAGAAAGAUACGUUAAUCCAGUAUAGUGUGGUGCAGCUGACCACCAGGCUGUGCUGUGGAAGCCAGGUACAAGGCCCUUUCUUGUUUCUAGUCUCUGCUGUUGGCUCUUAGGCUAAGAGGAGAAGGAGCAAUGUCAUCUUGUGGUGUUUCCAUGGUGCAACUCUAAAGCCAUUGCUGUCACAUUUCCCUUCCCUGGCUUGAAAUGAAUGGGAGCUUGGGCUGGCAAACUUCCUGCUGGAUUGUGCUUUUCUUCUCUGUUGGGAGAACUGCAUUUGUGUUUCUCAGCAUCAGUCACUAAGAUGGACAAAAGCUGUCCAGUCUGUCUAUUAACAGAACACAAAAUGCAAUCUUAACUAGAAUUCAGAAUGAGGUUAUUUUAAUCCAGUUGACUUUUCUUUGCUUACAAUAAAGCCAAAGAGCCACUCUUAAAAUGGCCCCUUGGUUUGUAACAGGAUCUCUGCAUUUGCAUUUAUACCAUAUGAGCCAUCCAAAGUUAAGCACUUUUCCUGCACUGUUGCUAUCAAUAGAGAUGUAUGCACAGGCUUAUAUCUCCAUUGAAAUCAAUGGGGCUUUAACCAGCUUAGCUUUUGCACAAGUACUAAUGGUGAGAGUCGGCAGCACCCUAUGAUGUAGUAGGUGAGUUUCAGUCAAACUGCUUAAAUGUCUGGCCAACAUACACAGCAGUAAGUCAGCGGGAGAAGGGCUGCAUGCAUGGCGGAAGGGGAGUGAUUUUUCAUAGCUUUCCCCUUGCUUCAAAAGACCUUGCAUGAAUAUGCUCCUGAGGGCUAUCUUAACUAAGGCUGGGUGACUUGCUCUUGCUUGUGCAACUUAACAUCCAGACUGGCCCUGAAUAAUGAAUAGGGACCUCAAGGUUAAGGAGCACUUAAUAAUUACAAGAGAGCACUAUAAAGGGUUUUUCAAGGCUGCUGUUAAUAUUUCUCCUGGAGUGAUGUUGCUACCAUAAGGCCAUAAUAAUGUAAGCUGCAAAACAGAGCUCUGUGGACUGAAGAAUAUCUCAACUUAUGCCACAUACAAACAUUUCUCUCUCAAGACUCCAGCAAACCCCAUUAGUUCAAAAUAAACUUACUCAGGGCUUCCACCAAUCAUCCGGUUUGACUUGGACUGUUUAAACUCAGGAUCAGAGAAAAAAAUCAAUACUAUUUUGACAAUCAUACAAUUACUAUGCCAUUUUUCUAUGUUUAUGAAUAUUUAUCUGUUGAAGGCAUUGACCUACCACCUAUCCUAAGUUAAAAGUGUGUGUGUAUCUGGAGGAGAAAAUGAAGUUGCAUAAAAUAUGAAUACACACUGGAUAUGAGUUCCCCAACCUAGGCUGCUUCUCUCUUGCAUAAUCCUCAGGGCACCCCAGUCUUUAAAUUGCUCUUGGGAAAGUAGAAGCGUUACCCCUAUCUGAAUUCUCUCAGGUUACUGGUGGUCAAUAUUUGAUAAAACACUUUUUAAAGAAAGAGGCAAACGUUUAUUGUGGUGAAACUGGUUUCCCCUUUUGCUGUCUAGUGCUGUAUGUGAAUGUGUGUGCGCGUGUGUAUGUCUCUCUGUGUUAGGCCUAGAUCAUAGUGAAAACUGACAGAAAAGCAUGACAACUAUUUUCUAAGUCAUAUGACCAACUUUUGUAUCCGAAUGAACCAUUUAUUAAAUUCUGAAAUACAUUCUUUAACUGUC
This is a messenger RNA of Hemicordylus capensis (graceful crag lizard), 3613 nucleotides long. RefSeq names its product RD3 regulator of GUCY2D (gene RD3). NCBI's taxonomy places the organism in Eukaryota, Metazoa, Chordata, Lepidosauria, Squamata, Cordylidae. Bases 359 to 952 code for a protein of 197 amino acids. The record is from RefSeq and is a predicted model, not a curated record. The transcript has 4 exons.